Molecule: messenger RNA, 1257 nt
Organism: Amphiprion ocellaris (clown anemonefish)
Lineage: Eukaryota; Metazoa; Chordata; Actinopteri; Pomacentridae
Gene: esm1
Product: endothelial cell-specific molecule 1
Exons: 3
Coding region: 238-783 (181 amino acids)
Cellular component (GO): extracellular region
Source: RefSeq, a predicted model, not a curated record
AUUUCUAAAAAGGGGACUGACUGACAAAAAGGACGACAACACCGGAAUGAGGAAACUGACGAGGGCAAGCCAUGUGCAAAACAAACUUGUGCAUCGCUGAUAACCAGACAACCUGAUGAACCGCAGGUCACUCGGCUCAAGUCUCCAGGAGCUGCUCCGCUGUUCCCGUCUCUGCCCGAGAGAGAUCAUCCGAAACACAGCCUGCCGAGACUUUCCCCCCCACCGCAUCCAGUCGUCAUGUCUUUUCUGCUCAUCACAGUGCUGUCUUCACUCGUGGUGCACGAUGCGGAGUCGUGGGGCGCCAGCGUCAAGUACGCGGUCAACUGCCCGGACAGAUGCAACGCGGAGCGGUGCGGCGGGACGCAGCGCUGCACACGGACCGUCCUGGACGACUGCGGCUGUUGUCAGGUCUGUGCAGCCGGCAGAGGGGAGCACUGCUACCGCACGGUGUCGGGGAUGCACGGGGUGAAGUGCGGACCCGGAUUAUUCUGCGAGUUCUACAAGGACGAGGACGAUUAUGGAGACGAAUAUGGGAUUUGCAAAGACUGUCCCUAUGGCACCUAUGGGGUUGAGUGCCGUAAGACAUGCAACUGCAAAGGAGGCAUCUGUGACAGGGAGACCGGAGCUUGUCUCACCCUCACCUUCUUUGCCAAAAUUGCCAGCAAGCUCAAGACUGAGCCCCAAGCAGGGGCUGAGGUGGGCUCAGGAGAAGUCAGCGCUGUGCACAACUCAGAUCAGCACUCAGACAGAUCCACGGCUCCAAAGCGACUCAACCCUCGCUGACCAGUGCUCACCAGGCUGAAUCUGCUCAGUGUAAAUGUAGCAUUAACUUAUAAAUGAAGUGAAAGAUAUAUUUUAUUAUGUUAAAGGAUGAAAACAAAUUACUUUUUUACAGCAUUUGGAAGUUUAAUUCGGUCCCCUUUUUUCCUAAUGGAAUAUGCAGACUAUGUUAUUCUCCUUGAAUUCUCUCUUUGUUUUUUAUCAGUUUCUAGAGGAAGGGAAUUAAAAUGAUCCUGUAGUCAGUUCCCAUUAGUUUCAGUGUAAUUUAGUGUGCCUUCAUUUAUCAUUGUUAAAGACAAAGGACCUUGCAUUUAUUUCCAAAGUCUACAGCAUAUUUUUAAUUGAACCACUUUAUUUCGGAUUUUUUUUUUUUAAAAUUUGUAUUGUAUAUAUGAAAAUCCAACAUGGACAAUAUCAUGUAUGUUACACCAGCCAUUGUAGAGAAUGCUCUUGCAAUUAAACCAAAGUUAUCUCUGA